AUGGGCUCCGUGCUACCCGCCGACGCUUUGGCUCUCAAGUCUGGAUUUAAGUGUCCGAGCCGCUCGCUGUCGGACGUGAUCACCUCGGACAUCCUGCACAGUUUCCUGUACGGCAGGUGGAGGAACGUGCUGGGCGAACACCUGGCGGAGGAGCGGCAGAGCGGCAGCGGCAGCGGCAUCAGCCCCAAGACCGCCUUCACCGCCGAGGUGCUGGCUCAGUCCUUCGCUGGAGAGGUGCAGAAACUGUCCAGCCUGGUGCUGCCCACUGAAGUGAUCAUCGCCCAAAGCUCGAUCCCUGGAGAAGGUCUGGGCAUCUUCUCAAAGACCUGGAUCAAAGCGGGGACCGAGAUGGGCCCUUUCACGGGGAGAGUCCUGUCCCCCGAACACGUGGACCUGCUUAAGAAUAACAACCUCAUGUGGGAGGUGUUUAAUGAAGACGGCACAGUGCGUUACUUCAUCGAUGCCAGUCAGGAGGAUCAGCGCAGCUGGAUGACCUACAUUAAAUGCGCCCGGAAUGAGCAGGAGCAAAAUCUGGAAGUGGUGCAGAUCGGCAGCAGCAUCUUCUACAAGGCUGUGGAGACCAUCCCACCAGACCAGGAGCUUCUUGUCUGGUAUGGUAACACUCACAACACAUUCCUGGGAAUCCCUGGAGUUCCUGGAACAGAUGAAGAGCACCAAAAGAAAAGCAGGAAUGAUGAGUCCCACUCCUGUGAAGGCGCUUCAUCAUGCUCCCCUCCCUCCUCCUCCACCACUGCCGGUCGCAUGCGCUGCGUCAUCUGCCACCGUGGCUUCAACUCCCGCAGCAACCUGCGCUCCCACAUGCGCAUCCACACGUUGGACAAGCCGUUUGUGUGCCGCUUCUGCAACCGUCGCUUCAGCCAAUCGUCCACGCUCCGCAACCACGUCCGCCUGCACACCGGCGAGCGGCCCUACAAGUGCCACGUCUGUCAGAGCGCCUACUCCCAGCUGGCGGGCCUUAGGGCGCACCAGAAGAGCGCACGGCACAAGCCGGUGACGUCCGGCGCAGACGUGCCCUCCCAGGUGUCCCCUCCUCCCCCACAGAUUACCACCAUGCCACACCAGCACCAGAUGCCGCUGGUGCAUCACAUCCCCACCAUGGUGCUAUGA
Messenger RNA from Toxotes jaculatrix (banded archerfish), 1128 nucleotides. Its product is annotated as PR domain zinc finger protein 12-like. The record is from RefSeq and is a predicted model, not a curated record. Gene Ontology annotation, molecular function: histone methyltransferase binding. Gene Ontology annotation, cellular component: nucleus. Gene Ontology annotation, biological process: neurogenesis. Lineage: Eukaryota; Metazoa; Chordata; Actinopteri; Toxotidae. The coding region runs from base 1 to 1128 and encodes 375 amino acids. The transcript has 5 exons.